This is a messenger RNA of Leopardus geoffroyi (Geoffroy's cat), 1283 nucleotides long. It is a transcript of the gene KLK4, whose product is annotated as kallikrein related peptidase 4. Gene Ontology annotation, molecular function: serine-type endopeptidase activity. The record is from RefSeq and is a predicted model, not a curated record. Bases 137 to 1000 code for a protein of 287 amino acids. Gene Ontology annotation, biological process: amelogenesis; extracellular matrix disassembly; proteolysis. The transcript has 7 exons. NCBI's taxonomy places the organism in Eukaryota, Metazoa, Chordata, Mammalia, Carnivora, Felidae.
AGGAAUGCAGGUGCCUCCAGAAGCUGAAAAGACAAGGAAAUGGAGUCACCCUUAGAGCCUCUAGAAGGAACCAGUCCAGUGAGACUGCCUUUGGACUUCUGGCCUUCUGAACUGGGGCAGGCCAGCCCAGCCAGGGAUGCUUAUAAGUCCCAUGGGGGCCCCUUCAGGAGGCAGCAGGCGGGAGCACAGCCCAGCGCAAGAUACCGGAGCCCAGAGGCAGCGAGGUGCUGGCGUGAUGACCACAGCAGGAAACCCCUGGGGCUGGUUCCUGGGGUACCUCAUCCUUGGUGUCACAGGAUCCCAGGCCUCGGGUGGCGGCAACCACAUCAUAAACGGCGAGGACUGCAUCCCGCACUCGCAGCCCUGGCAGGCGGCGCUGUUCACGGAAGACGAAUUUUUCUGCGGGGGCGUCCUGGUGCAUCCGCAAUGGGUGCUGUCAGCCGCACACUGUUUCCAGAAGUCCUACACCAUCGGUCUGGGACUGCACAGUCUUGAGGCCAGCCAAGAACCAGGCAGCCUGAUGAUGGAGGCCAGCUUCUCCAUACAGCACCCAGAAUACAACAAACCUUUUAUCGCCAACGACCUCAUGCUCAUCAAGUUGAAAGAGUCGGUGCCCGGGUCGGAUGCCAUCCAGAACAUCAGCAUCGCCUCCCAGUGCCCGACCGCUGGGGAUUCUUGCCUCGUUUCUGGCUGGGGUCAGCUGAUGAAUGGCAGGCAGCCCCAAGUGCUCCAGUGCGUGAACAUCUCGGUGGUGCCCGAGGAGAUCUGCAGCGCGUUCUAUGCCUCCGUGUUUCACCCCAGCAUGUUCUGUGCCGGUGGAGGACAGGACCGGAAGGACUCCUGCAGGGGUGACUCUGGGGGCCCCCUGGUCUGCAACGGGUCCCUUCAGGGCCUCGUGUCUUUUGGACAAGUCCAGUGUGGCCAACCCUAUGUGCCAAGCGUCUACACCAACCUCUGCAAGUUCGCUGACUGGAUACAGAAAACCAUUCAGGACAAUUAACUUCUAGAACUUGGACCCAAGAAACUCAACCCCUAAAUAUAGGCUGCAGAAGGGAUUCAGGAAUUUGGAUUCCCAGUAGCUUCCUCCCUCAGGCCCAGCAGUCUAGGUUCCCAACCCCCUUCUCCCUUAGCCCCAGGAAUCCAAUCCCACCAAGAAUCUUUUCCUGUACUCAGUGCCCCCUAGUGGCACAAUGUUGACCCAGCCUUACCAGUGGCGGAGAAAGUUGGUGUUUCACUUUUGUCCCUUCUCUUAAGCCCAAAAAUAAAGUCUAAGAGAAACACAG